Messenger RNA from Zophobas morio, 3108 nucleotides. Its product is annotated as cystic fibrosis transmembrane conductance regulator-like. The transcript is spliced from 9 exons. Bases 1 to 3108 code for a protein of 1035 amino acids. Lineage: Eukaryota; Metazoa; Arthropoda; Insecta; Coleoptera; Tenebrionidae. The record is from RefSeq and is a predicted model, not a curated record. Gene Ontology annotation, biological process: transmembrane transport. Gene Ontology annotation, molecular function: ABC-type transporter activity; ATP binding; ATP hydrolysis activity. Gene Ontology annotation, cellular component: membrane.
AUGAAUCGCCAAAAAAAGACACAAAAACCACUCAAUCCUGUAAGCAGAACUAAUUUCUUUGCAAAAUUAUUUUUCACUUACACAGCCAAACUCUUUCUAAAAGGGUACAAAAAAGAGCUGAAUGAAACCGACAUAUACGAAGUACUACCAUCGUACGAGUCGAAACAAUUAGGACAAAAACUAGAAAAAGAAUGGACGAAACAAGCAGCAAAGAACCGAAACUCCUUACCACAUCUUCUGUUCAAAUGCUUCGGCAAACAGUACUUUCUACUAGUACUAACUUUAAUCAUCCCGCUAACUCUAACGUACGAAUUCUUCCGACAUUGCAACUUCCAAAUUUACGUUCCUUCUUCCAGAGCUGUGAAACCCAGAGUGACCAAAAGAUUUAUUUUGUACUUCGCUUCAGACCGUACCACUUUUCCAAAAAGCGAAGCCUGUGCCUAUGGAGCAUUGUUGGUACUAAUCGAGUUCAUUAGAGCUUUAUAUGCCCACAACCUCGAGCUAGGACUCAUCACGUUUACUCUAAAAAUCCGCGCUGGUCUCACUUCUCUAAUCUACAGACGAAUUCUAGAAUCGGAAUCGGUAUCAAUUGGCAGAAGUGUUAAUCUCAUCACGAAAGAUGUGUCAGAGUUUGAAGAAUUCGUACUAAUGGUGACUUUCAUGCUGAGAGAUAUCUUGAAAAUUGUUGUUGUGUGUUACGUGUUGUAUACAGAAGUUGGUUGGCUGUUUGUGAUUUUGAUUGUCGUUAUUGGCACGGCGGUGACUAUCAGUGGAAUAUUGGCAAUUUUUGUGAAGAAACUCAGAGUUAGAACUUUGGCAAAGACGGAUGAGAGGCUUCAAACGACUAAAGAGGUUUUGGGGGGGAUAUCGUUGAUCAAGUACUACCUGUGGGGUGACUAUUACCAAGACAAAAUUCAAGGAAUUAGAAAAAAAGAAGUGUCUCUUCUUACUAAAAUAUUUAUCUUGUUGAACGCCAACGUCAUCAUUUCGUCUUCGUUUAUUGACAUCUCGUGGUACAUCAUUGUGGUUAGCUUAAUAUUUUCCGGAGUUAACUCAAAUGUUGGUACACUGUUUGUCAUACUGAACAGUCUCAACGCACUUCGUAUUCCUCUGCAACACAUCUUGCCACGGGCAGUACUAGAAUUUGCAACAAUAAUCGCUGCUAUCACAAGAAUCGAAAAUUUUCUUAGAACAACAAGCAGAAACAUCGACGAACCUUCCACAAACACUCCUUUAUUGAGUGUGAAAACGCCACACGUGGACUUUGAAUACAGUAGUGGAAUCACGGCCAUAACCGGACCAGUUGGUGGCGGAAAAACAUACUUUUUAACAAUUUUGGCAAAAGAAGAUAUGAAAAGUUUUGCUUAUGCAUCUCAGGAGCCGUGGCUUUUUCCAGCUACCAUUAAGCAAAACAUAUUAUUUGGAAGUAGUUUCGACCAAGAGCGAUAUCUGGAAGUCCUAAGAGUAUGCGCUUUGCUUGACGAAGUACAAGACUCGACGGUGGUGGCAGAUAAAGGAGAUAAUCUGAGUAAAGGCCAACAAGCAAGAAUCAAUCUGGCACGAGCUGUUUACAAAGACUGCGACGUGUACUUAAUCGACGAUUGUUUAUGUCAUUUGGAUGUGAUGGUCGCAGAUUUUGUUUACGAGGAGUGUUUGAGAAAAUUUUUGAACGACAAAAUCAUUCUUCUGGUUACGCAAAACGUGCACUAUAUUGGUAAUACCGACAGAGUAGUUACACUAGAGAAUGGAACUAUUAAGAGUGACGAUAAGCAACUGGUGAAAAAAAAGUUAACAAUAAAAGAAAAUACAACUGCUGAGACUACAAAGUUGGUUGAAAAUCUUGAAGCGGAUGACAAUGUUUACCAAGAAGUGAAAGCUUCAGGAAAAGUCAAAUUAGAAGCGUAUCAGAAAUAUUUAGACGCUUGUGGUGGACUUUCAAAAAUUGUUGCUUUCUCUCUGAUUGUGUUAACCCAGGUUUUGAAAACUAGUGUUAACAAGCUACAAGCUAACUGGAUUGGCACUGAACAACUUAUCUUCAAGAAUUCCACCACGACGAAGGCACUAGAAAAUCGACAAAGAAUGAUCUACGUUCUCCCCAUUUUAAUUGUAGCAGCAACUGUGCUUUUCAUUGCCAACACAAUAUUUUGCUGGUGUCUGGCUAAAAAGGCUUCUAUAUCUAUACACAAAUUUUUGUUGUCUAAAAUUGUUAAUUCUUCAACGGAAUUCUUCAAUAGCCACUUCGCUGGAAACAUAUUAAAUCGUUUUUCGGAAGAUAUGCUCUACCUUGAAGAAUUCGUGUCUAGAACAUUCUACGAACUGUUGAAACACAUUGCAGAAACAGCCGGGAUCAUAAUUCUAGCAGCCAUGAUAAACGUCUAUUUUUUGAUCGGGUGUUUAGUUUUUGGUGCAAUAAUCAUCACUUCCAGAACGAUUUAUUUAAGAACAGGACGUGCACUCAAGCGACUGGAGUUUUCAACACGCAGUCCUUUGGUUGGUCAUAUUAACGCAACUCUAGACGGAUUGGCAACUAUUACAAUUUCCAAAAAACAAAAUCUUCAACGUGAGGAAUUUGAUAAACGCCAAGAUUUGUAUACUUCGUCUUCGUACAUGUAUAUGUCUUGUGAAAAAGCCUUUCAUUUGACUGUUGAUACAUGUGCUGUGUGUUUUGGCGCUUUUGCAGUUGUUUUGUUUCUAGUUUUAGAUCAAGGCCUCGGUCUCUUGCAAAUAUUUAUAUUUACCAUAACACAACAGACGUUGUGCCGCUCUUGGACCAGACUCGAAAACUAUAUGACGACAGUUGAAAGAAUUCUCCAAUACACUAGGCAAACCCAAGAAAAUAAAAACGGCGUGGUUGUGACAAACUGGCCUUCAGAAGGCGAAAUAACAUACCAACACGUGUAUUUUGCCUACAACACCACCAACGUAUUAAACGAUUUAAAUUUUGUUGUAAACUCAAAGACAAAAUUAGCUAUAGUUGGACGAACUGCUUCCGGGAAAACUUCAUUGGUGUCUCUUCUUCUCCGUCCAUAUGGAUUCAAAGGAAACAUAUUUAUUGACAAUGUUGACAUAGCUACCCUUUCUUUAGAUUUGCUCCGGAAGUCUUCGUGA